CUUCCUCUCCUGCAGUCUGGUAAAAAAGUGACCAGCGAUCCAAAUCCAUUCGUCCAGUUCAGAGUGGGACACAAGUCCUACGAUAGCAAGACCCGAUAUAAGACCAAUGAGCCGGUGUGGGAGGAGGCGUUCACCUUCCUGAUCCAUAACCCCCGCAGCCAGGAGCUGGAGGUCGAGAUUAAAGACGAGAAACACGAGUGUACGUUGGGCGUUUUGACGGUGCCGCUGACUCGCCUUCUGGAGGCCGAGGAAAUGACCUUAAAUGAACGUUUCCCCCUCAAGAACUCCGGCCCGAGCUGCACGCUGAAGAUGAAGAUGGCUCUGAGGGUGCUGAGCUUGGACAAAACCCCUCCCUCUUCCUCCGAACCCUCCUCCCCCUCUUCAGUGCAGGUCAACAAGAACAAGAAAACAAACCCUCAACCUGCCGCCUCUUCCUCCGACUCCCCCGUUCCUCCCUCCUCCACCUUCGAUAUCCCUCGCUCCGCCUCAGUGUCGGCGCAGGACGUCAUGAAUCGAAGGAAAGAAGCCAACGAUCCGAACCGCUCUGUAGGGAGCACUGAUUUGGGGCAGGGAGGAAGAGGAGGAGGUUUAGCUCUGAGUGGGAGGAGCUCCUCUAAUCUCGCCAUUUCCGGGUCGCAGCAAUAUCUGGCGGGCGGAAAAGAGCUGACUCCAAGCAUCGCUUCUGAUAUCUCCAACCCUUACGCCACUCAGGAGCUCCAGCAGAGACUCGCGCAGCUGCAGAAUGGUUCUGGUCCUGGUCACUCCCCUCUGGGUGAGAUCCAGCUCACCAUCAGACACUCCUCCCAGAGGAACAAACUCAUCGUGGUGGUGCACGGCUGCAGAAACCUGAUAGCGUUCACGGACCACGGCUCGGAACCGUACGUCCGCCUCUACCUGCUUCCCGACAAACGGAGGUCAGGGAGGAGGAAAACUCACACCUUCAAGAAGACCCUCAACCCCGUUUACGACCAGACCUAUGAGUUCAGUGUGUCUCUCGUGGAGCUCCACAGACGCACUCUGGACGUCGCGGUGAAGAACGGAGGAGGACUGCUCUCCAAACACAAAGGCCUUCUGGGAAAGGUUCUGGUGGAUUUGACGUACGAGGACACGUCUAAGGGUUGGACACAAUGGUAUGAGCUGAGUGAAGAUGGUCUGACGAAACCUCAACAACUAUAGAGCGAAACAACCAUCACAAUCACCAUCAUCAUCAUCA
Messenger RNA from Trematomus bernacchii (emerald rockcod), 1213 nucleotides. RefSeq names its product extended synaptotagmin-2-like. Gene Ontology annotation, biological process: lipid transport. NCBI's taxonomy places the organism in Eukaryota, Metazoa, Chordata, Actinopteri, Perciformes, Nototheniidae. The annotation marks the transcript as partial. The transcript has 9 exons. The record is from RefSeq and is a predicted model, not a curated record.